Molecule: messenger RNA, 1566 nt
Organism: Pseudoliparis swirei
Lineage: Eukaryota; Metazoa; Chordata; Actinopteri; Perciformes; Liparidae
Gene: polr3h
Product: polymerase (RNA) III (DNA directed) polypeptide H
Exons: 6
Coding region: 226-873 (215 amino acids)
Biological process (GO): transcription initiation at RNA polymerase III promoter; DNA-templated transcription
Cellular component (GO): RNA polymerase III complex
Molecular function (GO): DNA-directed RNA polymerase activity; DNA binding
Source: RefSeq, a predicted model, not a curated record
CACGUGGAGACAUCAUGGAUGCGUUUGAGUUUGCCGGAGACUAUUAUACUUUGUCAUGGUGUCUUUAGCUAGAUAGUGAACAACUCUCGAUAUUUGUAUUUGCGCCAUAUCUCUGCGGUAAAACGGGAAAUGAGGCCCCGAGAGUAGGCGACAUAUCGGAACUCACCUGAGAGCUCACGUAGGCUCUGCGCGUGUGCGCGUGAGUCCCUGCUCACAGUCUGCAUCAUGUUCGUGUUGGUGGAGAUGAUCGAUACCGUCAGGAUCCCUCCAUGGAACUUCCAGAGGCAACUCAACGAGGCCGUGGCCGAGGAGCUGAACAAGAAGCUGGCCAACAAGGUGGUCUACAACGUGGGUUUGUGCAUCUGCUUGUUCGACGUCACCAAACUGGAGGAUUCCUACAUAUUCCCCGGGGACGGAGCCUCGCACACUAAAGUUCAUUUCCGGUACGUUGUCUUUCACCCUUUCCUCGAUGAGAUCCUGCUCGGCAAGAUCAAGUACUGCAGCCAAGAGGGAGUUCACGUGACCAUGGGCUUCUUCGAUGACAUUCUCAUCCCACCAGAGUCUCUUCAGCAGCCAGCAAAAUUUGACGAAGCGGAGCAAGUCUGGCUCUGGGAAUACGAGACGGACGAGGGGGCCCACGACCUCUACAUGGACCAAGGGGAGGAGAUUCGUUUCCGGGUGACGGACGAAGUCUUUUUGGACACCUCGCCGACGGGGCCGGCGGCCGCGGUGCCGGACACGCCGGUGCAACAGCCGGGGCAGUCGGAGGCUCCGCCGGCGGAGGCCAUCGAGGAGACGAAAGAGCCGCCGUACACGCUGAUCGGCACCAUCUGCGACCCGGGCCUGGGGCUGCUGUCAUGGUGGAACAAUUAGCGCCGCAGCAGGAGGAACGAGGACGUUUUGGCGGUUUACGACCGGCGGCGCGAGGGGCGGCCGGAGACGCCGAGGCCCACGAGUUUGGAUACAGAAGUGAAAAGGAGGGAGGCGGAGCGCUCUGAACCGAGAUGCCGUUGGCGUGAAGUGACUCGUUGAGACUGAGAGGCUCCGUGCCCACGUGACCACGCUUUGCAAAAGAGAAUCACUUGAUUGACAUUUGCGUUCGUUCAGGUGUAUUUCACAUGAAAAUUAACCCCCCAAUUCGAAGGAACACAUUUAAGAUGCCACUGAUUAUUUGAGUCAUAGUGAUAGUCAGACAGACACACACACACACACACACAUACACACGUUACAGAGUCUGACUUAAUGGGUCAAAGUCAGUGCUGAACAGCAGGAUGAAUACAUGUGCAGCCUCACGAUACUUCAAAGGACUCUAGUGGUUAAAGAUGAGAGAAAUGAGGACGAGUGAUAAUUUUGUUCAUAAAUUAGAUCCAUGGGACAAUUUAUACCACAUUCGUAUCAUCAAGAUCAAACAACAUUUAUAACAUUAAAAUAAAAUGCCACGUUUAAAAUAUUAACUUAUUUCAAAUGUUUCCUCAAACAUGUUUUUUUGUGCUCGCUUCCUCAGUUUAUGGAACAUUCUUGUGCUUUGUUGCCAUUGUUUCUCUCAGUAAAAGGGCGUCAUCGUCA